CGUUUCCGCCAUCCCUCUGACGUGAUCGAGCGGCAACUCACGCGAGACUUUCGCGCUUCACAUCCAGUCUGUCAUGGCGCCUUAGGGACGCUGUUAUUGUUCCAGUUUGCUGGUUGUUUGAGAAACCCGACGCGGAAAACAAAGCCCGUGGAGGACGUGCGGGCAUGAGACGACAAUCCGGAGAUAAUGUUAAGGUCCACCGGCUUCUUCCGAGGGAUUGACUGUCCGUUUUACGCGGACUACAACGACGGCAAAGGCAGUAGAAAUGGGUGUAACAGACCGUACUGUCACUUCAGACACAGCCGGCAGAGUCGGCCGUCCUACGGAGACGUUAAAAAGCUGCAGUCUGGACAAAAAGACCAGGGUUACGAUCCCUUCAACCCAGAAGUAGUGAGUCCUCAGGAGCAGCAGAAUGGGCAGCCUGCUCCUUCUGGGGACCUCAGCGGCGUCUUGGAGAUGGUCAACAGAGCCAUCGAGGAAGUCCGUGGCGAGGUGGAGCGAGAACAGCGGAAGCUCUCUCGCAUCGGAGAUGAACCUUACAGUCCCACUGAGAAGACCGGUUCGUCUUCAUCCAACGUCGCUAAAAGCCAAGCACCGGCCUCGCACCUGGCCUACGACCCUGGGAGCUAUCAGAUCACAUCGGGAGGAUACGAUCCCACCCCGGGCUGCAGCAAGUACACCUUGGAUUCAGACAGUCAGAGGUCCAGCAGCAGUAGCUCUAUGGAAUAUGUUCCCACUUCCCUGAAAAAGCCUCAGUCUCGGACACGAGUGCCCUGUCCUCCCCAGAGCUCCAAGUAUCUGAACACUGCAUCCUCUGCAAAGUGCAAAUACACUCUGGACAAUUCUAGGCCGUCUACGGAUAUGGAGUAUGACCCUCUGUCCAACUACUCUGCAGGGAUCGCAGUGAAAAACAAGAGAGAUGAGGGUUCACAUCCAGUUAAGACUGAUUAUAAGAAGGCAUAUCGGCUGGAUGCUUCAGAUAAGGAGAGUGGCACAGCUGGGAAAAAGCCACAGCAGGCGAGUAUAGACUUAAAAAAGUACACCAUCUCCGACUCUGAUGGGGAGAGCUCUGGAACGGAGUACCGACCCACAUCGCUUAGCAAUCUCCAGCAAAGAAAGGCCAACAUUGUGUCGGCCAGAGACGCUUUGGGGAAAGACACAAAAGACAGGAGUAAAAGUAUAAAGGGCGCUCUUACACAGAGGAACAAGGAGGAGCUUGCACAGGACUUAGACUCACAGGAAAAUACCAAACAAAAGGAGAACUUGGAGAAAAAGAAGCUGGCAGAUCAAAGUGGUCAUGGUAAAAUUAGCAAACUGGAGAAAACACAAAAUAUCGAUAAAGAAGGAAAGAAAUCAUCUGGUGUUAAAAGUAGCAGUGGUAGCAGCAGUAGUGCAAAAGACAAAUUAUUUUGUAAGAACUUUAAGCAAGACUCUGCAAAGAAGGAGAACAAAAAUCAGAAAGAUGAUAGUAAAAAUACACUAAAGGUGAAGGAUAAAGUUCAGAGAGAAGGCAGGGAUGAAAAGAGAUAUGAGAGCAAGAGCAAGAUGGUGGAAAAACUUAAGAGAGCCUUAAGUGAACAAGACAAGGACACACGAGAAAGCAAAAAACUGAAACCGUCGGACCGUGAGAAAGACCAAAGCAAGAAUAAAGACAGCCAGAACAGAAACGGUAAACUGGACAGCAGUAGAAGAGAAAAGGACGUUAAGAAAAGCAAAAGCAGCUCCAGCAGCUGCAAGGGGAGCCCGGCUAAAGCAAAGCAAAGCGCCAGCUCAUCAAAAAAGAAACUUGAAGACAAGAGUCUGAGUCUGAGCCACGUAGAUCUGUUUGGAGAUGAGAGCCCUGAGGAGGCUGACCCGAUGGAAGUGGACUAUGACGACGAGCCGGAGGAAGUCCUGGUCAGGAAAUCAGCCGACGCGUUAAAGAGGGGACUUCUGAGCAAGAGGAAGGCUUCAGAGAGGACGCCAUCUUCCUCUGAGGACGAGGCCGACGGGGAACCGGAACGCAGCAGGUCGAGCUGGGAGGAGCCUGACGACGUCCGAGUCGACUUCUCCAUGUUUCAGGACGAUCUGGACUUCGACUCGGAUCCGAUGGAGGAGUGUUUGCGGAUCUUCAACGAAUCCAACGAUGUGAAGAAGGAGGACAAGGGAAGGCAAGCAAAGCAGGCUUCCAGGGAUUCAGAGGAGGAAAGAAGCACAGAUAGCACUUUAACCACACUCUUCCCCGGCCAAAAGAAGAGAGUGUCCCAUUUCGUUGCCAAAGGAGAUACCGAUGCACCUUCAAAGACGGUGGUCCGGCCAUACAAGCGGCCCACUCCGCAGGAGGUCUGCUUCCAGCGUAUGCAGCUGGCCCAGCAGCAAGCCGCCCAGCUUUCAGCGUCAGUCAAAGCUGCCUCACAGAGCUCGACCUCCGGCUUUGCCGGGGAGAAGAAGAGAAUCGCUCACCGGCCCAAUCCUCAGAUAACCUCCACCAAGACGACAGGUCCAGCACAUGGGAAACCAGCUGCCAGUGAGACUCCCCAGGGGGUGAAGAGCCAAACCACAGCUGGCAUUCUGUCCAAAACCUCGUCUACGGUGGGGCAGAAGAGGACGGCACACACACCCACCAUGAAGAGCUCCUCCAUGAGGCGCCCGGUCAUCCCCACUGAGUUCGGAGCGAAAGUUCCCACCAACAUCCGCCAGCGCUACCUCAACACGUUCAUAGACGAAUGUGUCAAGUUUUGCCCGACAGAGGAGGCUGCAUUUCAGAUGGCCCUUGAUGAGGAGAAGCUGGUGUACGAGCGCAGUAGUAGUAAGAACAUCUACCUCAACGUUGCCGUCAACACGCUGAAGAAGCUUCGGGGCAAAAGCAGCUCGUGUUCGUCGCCUGUCAAAAAGGAUUCUGGGCUUGCAGCUAGGCGAAAGGCGCAGUCCCAUGAGGAGGUUCUGGGAGGUCGUCUUGCAGCCACAACCAGCUUCACUGUCAACCGGUCGGGCAAACAGCAGGAGGAGAAACUCUCCGGCGCCAGCCUGUACAGGAAGCUGCAGGCGUACCUGAUGACAGAGGAGCAGCUGCAGGAGCACGGCUACCCGCGGCUGAACCCCGAGGUCUCGGGCAAGGCCGUCAUCUACAACCAGCCGGAGAAAAAGAUCUGCCCAGACCCGUUCGGCAGGAUAUGCUGCCGCUGCGGCGCCGAGUAUAAGGUCAGCGUCAACGGCAGCUGUGUCCGCAGAGAGGAGUGCAGCUACCACUGGGGGCGUUUACGCAGGCACAGAGUCGCCGGCGGCUGGGAGACGACGUACAGCUGCUGCUCGGCUACUGUUGGAGCUCCUGGAUGCCAGAUAGCAAAGCAACAUGUGCAGGACGGCCGUAAAGAAUCCCUGGACGGCUUCGUGUCGACGUUCAGCAAACCGCUGCCACCAGACGGAAACGGCGGAGUGUUCGCUUUGGACUGUGAGAUGUGCUACACUAAGCAGGGCCUGGAGCUGACCAGGGUCACCGUCAUCGACUCCGAGAUGAAGGUCAUCUACGACACGUUUGUGAAGCCCGACAGCAAAGUGGUUGACUACAACACACGAUUCUCAGGCGUCACUGAGGAAGACCUGGUGAACGCCACCAUCACCCUGAGAGACGUUCAGGCGGUUCUGCUCAGCAUGUUCAGGGCGGAGUCCGUCCUCAUCGGACACAGUCUGGAGAGCGACUUGCUCGCACUAAAGCUCAUCCACAGCUCAGUCGUAGACACGGCCAUCGUUUUUCCUCACCGCCUCGGUCUGCCCUACAAACGUGCCUUGAAGACCCUGAUGGCCGAUUACCUCAAACGCAUCAUCCAGGACAACGUGGAGGGCCACGACUCCAGCGAGGACGCGUCGGCCUGCAUGGAGCUGAUGAUAUGGAAGAUUAAAGAGGACGCAAAGCUCAAGAGAUGACCCUGACCCUCCAACUCUGCGUCCACGGUGAUGACCUCCGGCCUCCUACUCUCGACAGGUGAGGGAGGAUAAAUCCAGCAGAGUCGUUGGUCGUAGGAGAGGAGAAACUCACAACCAGUAAAGCAAUAGGAACCUGAGUUAAUGAACGCUGAUUUCUUUCUGUUGUUGCUACUUUAGAUUUAAAUUAUGUUCGCUGGAAAGUAUUUUUAUUUGAGCAGUGUUUCUUUCAGGCCUCAAACUUGAUGAUCGUAAACUUUCUAUGGAAGAACUUGAAAAGCAGGGGGCAUUGUCUCAACUGUACUGAUUAACAAAUAGAUAUAUAUAGAUAUAUAUAUAAGCCUAUAUAUAAUAAUAAUAUUCAUGCUGGGCUGUCUCCAGCAUACAUUGCACUAUAAUAUAAUUGCUCUUGUUGUACAGGGCCAAAGUCAGAGAACCUCAUAUGUGCUGUGAUGUAUUCACUUCUAAUAGAAAAAACAGUUACUUCUUCUUAGUUACACUUAAGUGCAUUAAUGUCUUAGUCUGUCGAUGGUUUCUAUAAAUAAACACUCUUGUUUUUUCACUCACACCUCCUAGUUUUCUACCACAUGCUUAUUAAUGCCAUCAGUUUUCAAAGGCGGCUUCAGCAGCUUUUAGUCACUGGGUUUAGUAGGUUGAUUAAAUGUGUUGAAGAAAACACAUUAAAAUCACUGAUAUCUCAAUCUCUGCAUGACGAAAACGACACGGAUCUCUCAGGAUCGAUGAGGCAAAACUCGAUCUCCAUCAUGAAAUGGAAAAGUCCAAACCAAGCUGAACCGGGGGAAAUAAUUCAGUUAUCAGUUAUUUUCAUUGACAGUGACUUAAAAUAUACAAUAGAGCUGUAAAUGUGCUGUAAAGAGUUUACUUUGUAUUUGUUAAACCUUCGAUUGUUUAUCUUUUUCUAUUAAAAAAUCUUUGCUUAAAGAAAA
Molecule: messenger RNA, 4847 nt
Organism: Poecilia latipinna (sailfin molly)
Lineage: Eukaryota; Metazoa; Chordata; Actinopteri; Cyprinodontiformes; Poeciliidae
Gene: rexo1
Product: REX1, RNA exonuclease 1 homolog
Exons: 16
Coding region: 187-3903 (1238 amino acids)
Cellular component (GO): nucleus
Molecular function (GO): exonuclease activity; nucleic acid binding
Source: RefSeq, a predicted model, not a curated record